AUGCCUCAGAUGCCAAGGAUUAAAUCUAAUACGACACCAAAACCCAAGCUGUCUGGUAUCGGAUCUGAGCCUCUUGGGUUGGGCACAAAGCUGAUUGGUCAAUCCGGGAUGCAGUACCGGAUUGAUGGAAUGCUACAGCACAGGACUGACCCCGUACUGGCUUGUGUUUAUCUAGCUACUGCUGAAGAUCAAAAGAAAUAUGCCAUCAAGAACAUCUUUUCUACCGAGUUUGAGUACCAGUUAGACCUUCAAGCUCCGCUUCGAGGCUGCCCUAAUCUUCGAGUCGUUAUCGACACUGUUCCCGAACACCUUUUGUUCGUCUAUAAUUACUGCACUACCCAUCUUCUAAAACUAGCUGAGAAAGACAACCUUUCUGACGCAUCAAGGAAGAGAAUACUGCGGGACACAUUAGCUGGAAUUGCAGAUUUGCAUGAACGGAAUAUCUUACACGGCGUUGUGAAUUAUGAAGAAAGCCCUAAUGGCGCCAUCGAGGUACAACGGGUCCAGGUUGGCGACCUCGAGAUGGGAUCCGUCAUUCCACCUGGCUUAAAUUUCCGCGGAGCCAAAUUGGGCAAUCCCAUGUGGCGCAGCCCUGAGUCUCAUGCUGCAGCCCGUAUCAAUCUCCCCACCGAUGUAUUUUCCUUCGGGCUUGUUUGCAUCUACACAAUGCUACGGAAAAUUAUUUUCCGCAUCGACAGCGAAGGAUUAAGUCGAGCGGAUGAAGAAAGGCUUGUAGUCAAGCGCCUGUCUCCAACUUUGGAGAUGGUCCUGCCAUUCUCUAUGUGGGUGGAAGUCGACGAAGGGUUUAGAGACAUCGUCACGAAGAUGACCAGUCUGGAUCCCGCGAGAAGAAUUACUGCGAGGGAAGCUCUCGAGCAUCCUUGGUUCCAGGAUUUAUGA
This is a messenger RNA of Pseudogymnoascus verrucosus, 900 nucleotides long. RefSeq names its product RIBULOSE-phosphate 3-epimerase. The record is from RefSeq and is a predicted model, not a curated record. Gene Ontology annotation, molecular function: ATP binding; protein serine/threonine kinase activity. Lineage: Eukaryota; Fungi; Ascomycota; Leotiomycetes; Thelebolales; Thelebolaceae. Bases 1 to 900 code for a protein of 299 amino acids. Gene Ontology annotation, cellular component: cytoplasm; nucleus. Gene Ontology annotation, biological process: protein phosphorylation; mitotic DNA damage checkpoint signaling. The transcript has 5 exons.